UAGCUGUCCGACGACAAAUUGGUGUUUGGAACUUGUAAAAAAACUUUGCAUAAGGUGAUUCAAGAUGUUGUUCCAUUACGGGUUCCUCGUUUUGCCAUUUUGCUACAUGAUGGUCGCUGAACCGCACCGCAGCACAACGGGAGAAAACGACUUGAAUCAAGAGGAGCGGACGAAAAUGGAGAAAAGACUUGAAGGCUUGAUGACCACUGUACAGGACGAAGCAGAACAAAAAGAUUCCGUUGAAGAGGCACCAUUGCCUGACACAGAUGAUAACGCUCUUCAAGAGCAUGGUUUUGUUGAAGCAAGUUUUCUAGAUGGAGGUGCACAAAGCAAAACAUUAAUAAGGCAGAAUACCAAAAUACUUAGGGGGCGCCGGAGAAGAAGACGAAGAAGGUCUAGAAAACCACAAAUCCCUGUAUGGAAAAGACUCUCUGUCCGGCGAAGAAGAUCUUUCAGUGAUAACGGUCAUUUUAAAAGAGUGGUUGAAAUAAUCCAAAAAGACAAAGAGAACAACGAUGAAGAAAUAGAAGACAAACAAACACUCCAAGAUGGACAAAUUGAAGAAGAAGAAAUACAAAACGACCGAGAAAACAACCAUGAAAAUACACAGCAAAAAGGUGUAUACGAGGACGGAGACAUGGAGGAUGGAAAAUACAGCAAGAUAUAAAAAACCAAGACGAACAGCAAAAGAAAAAGUAAACAAAGACGGAGAAAACCAAGAUAGAGACAACGAAUGGAUGACCAAAGAAUACAGCAAUAUCGAGAAAACGAUGACAAAGAAACACAGAAAAAUGAAUAAUACAAAGAAUACGAAUGACAAACUCAGUUAGACAAAUCAGAUAUAUCGUAGGAUUUAAAAUGGAAGAACUGCGACUCAUUUAGCGUAAUACAAUCAAACUUUUAAUGCAUUAAGCGAUCAACAUGUACUGAGCGGUCACACACGGGGAAUGGCGGGAUGACCACUUGAUAAAGGUUGACUGUUUAUUACAGGUUCCACAGAAUAGCGGUAAUAAAGAGUCAUUUUAUGCUAUAAUUGACUACUAAAAUUGGUUUUAGGAGAGAAACGUGGAUUAAAAUUUACUUGAAAUAUUAUUUUUAGUUUUUAUUUGAGAGGUUCCGCUUUUACCAAUCGUUCAAUACAGGUGGAAGACAAAACAGAAAGGCCGUUGGGACUCAAUCAAAGAAGACCAGGACCUCUUAAUAGAGGUGACCGCUUAAUAGAGGCGAAAAUUAAAGUGAUUAAGAGGGAAAAAACUCGAGACUUUGACAACCGACCGCUUACUACAUGCGGUGAGUGAUUUACCGCUUGAUAAAGUGCCGCUUAAUACAGGUUCGAAUGUAUAAGCUUAACAAUGGUAUAAAGCCUAAAAGUCUCACGAAGUAAAAUGUUGUAUUGUUAAGAUAACAAAUGCACAAACAAAGCCUCAUCAAAUUUCUUUGUAACCCAUAACACUAAGCGGUCCAAGCAAGAGAGCUCUCGGGCCGCCAACCUUCAUAUUAUUUACAUAUGAAUGGCGUAAUGUGCAUUAAAAGCUCACUUGAAUUUUACUUCUUACAUCUGUUUUUGCCUUUCCUGUUCCUCUU
Molecule: messenger RNA, 1584 nt
Organism: Pocillopora damicornis (cauliflower coral)
Lineage: Eukaryota; Metazoa; Cnidaria; Anthozoa; Scleractinia; Pocilloporidae
Source: RefSeq, a predicted model, not a curated record